AUUUAAAGUGGGGGCAGGCGAGAGAGAGAGAGAGAGAGAGAGAGAGAUCGAAUUGGGGUUGUUAGGGUUUGCUAGGGUUAUUGGAGGAUGUCGACGGCGGCGACGUAUGAAUUGCCUGAAUCUACGGCGAAGAAGGCAAAGUUGACGACGAUGACGGUGACGCCACAGGAGGAGGGACCUGUCUACGGCGUUGAUGAUGAUGAGGACGAGAUCUACAACGAUGGUCUCCAUAUGAUGACCGACGAAGAGAUGAAACGCUACGGCGAAGCUGUCAUGCGCAGCGAUGGAUUUGAGGUUCCUGAGUUCCCUAAUGUUAUUGCUCUCGGUCUCAUCAUACCCAUUAUGAAUAAUAUCUCCGGGAAGUUCAGGGGGAAAAUUCUUAAUUAUGCCCGCUUUGCCAUCGAUCGCCAAAACGAAGAGAGAGUGAAAGAGGGUGCCAGGGAGCUCCAUCUCGAUAUCACGAGAAUCGUCAACUGUAAUGCGGAGGUCUCUUGCCCUGUCAACUAUUACAUCACUUUCGAGGCCAAAGAUCUCGACACGAAGGAGCUUGAUCAAUAUGAAGCCAUGGUGGUCACCAGAGUCCGUCAUGAUGACGACAAUGUUCCAAUCUUCAGGAAAAAGACCAAACCAACUAAUCCACCAGUGCCCACAGAGGUAUAAUUCCUGGUUGAGACAUGCCAAUUUAAUUUGAACAGGAGCACACAUGCAUGGUUUGCUUCUUAGUUUUUGUCCUCUUUUUUUUAUGCAAGAAACUAAAGCAUGGUUGUCACCAGAAAUUUGGCUAGUUUUAUUUAGCUUGUUGCGUAUGAAGGAUCUUACGAUGAAAGUUAAAUUGCCAAUGAGACAGAGGCGGAGCAACUAAUAAUAUGCUUACUUCCCCCUUCUUAACA
Molecule: messenger RNA, 890 nt
Organism: Asparagus officinalis (garden asparagus)
Lineage: Eukaryota; Viridiplantae; Streptophyta; Magnoliopsida; Asparagales; Asparagaceae
Exons: 4
Coding region: 88-660 (190 amino acids)
Source: RefSeq, a predicted model, not a curated record